AUAUGGAAAUGAAAAUUACAUUGCUCCACUCUGGAGUGACCAUGAUAAUGUUGGUUUAGGCAUAUACUUGUAUCAGCAGUACAACAGUGGAAGUGUCCUCACUCGCGCCACUCAGGAUAUAAACCAGUAUUUCCCUGGAAGCAGCUUCACUGCUUCUUGGGUCUUUGUUGAAACUUGGGACUACAAUAUGUGCUUACAUUUGAUAUUAAUCAAUUUAAUCGUCAUGCAGCCCUGGUAAAUGGUUUCUUUCUUUCUUUCUUUUUUCAGGCAAAAGAUUGAAGGCUGUAUAAAUUGUAAAUCAUGAUUUUUUUUUUUUUUUCAUUUCAGGCAAUCACAUUUCAAGCAGUUUUAAUUUCAGGUGGUGGUUUUUCUUUCAUUCUGAUGAAUUAUGGUGACUGUGCUGGGGAGGUCUUUCCAGCUGGGGCUGGAUUCGACACAAUAGGCUCCACUGACUACUAUCAAAUUCAUUAUGAUCCAAAUAAUGGCUACUCAAACCCAAUCCUCAAGACCUUGACUAAUGUAGGCAUUCCGGGUCCUUGGGCCUUUCUUGUGAACAACGGAUCAGAAACUGUCAUAGGAGUUCAAAUGAAACUUCAGUCAUUUUCAGACCUAACACAGAGUGGAAACAUUGAGGUUGUUUUGCAUCAAAUAAAACAAGAGCUGGUCAAUCGUGGACUGUCAAAUAGCGUCGAGAUGAAGUUAAGGAAAGUCAAAAAGAUGCAGCCUUAACAUCAGACUCAUGAAAAGGAGUUAAAACGAUGAACAUCACUGCUGUUAAAAAUGUUGACGCCAUUGAAAAUAGAGGAAUGUCACUCCACAGGAAGGAAACCUUUACAUCUUUCGCCCUUCAACUUUCUUGCAUAUAUAACACACACAAUGAUGUCAAAAAUAAGUACACUAAUCGUAUAUGUUCCAUCUCUAUUCUAUGCUGAUUUAGCUUGAAUAAUCAUUGAUCCAAUUUUUUUUUUUCUGAUCAUGCUUUUGUAUUAUCAGAUCUCUUUAACAGUUGUAGGGGUUUAAGUCUAAUAAAACUGAUCUGUAGUAUGUGAACAAUGAAAUUAAACAUGUUCCUCAACUGCAACUCUGUUUACUAGAAACACUUAUGUAAGACGACAAAUACUUGACCCAGUUUUGAACUCUUUCCUGUAACUUUUA
Labeo rohita (rohu) is the source of this 1155-nucleotide messenger RNA. RefSeq names its product sushi, nidogen and EGF-like domain-containing protein 1. The record is from RefSeq and is a predicted model, not a curated record. The coding region runs from base 301 to 729 and encodes 142 amino acids. NCBI's taxonomy places the organism in Eukaryota, Metazoa, Chordata, Actinopteri, Cypriniformes, Cyprinidae. The transcript is spliced from 4 exons. Gene Ontology annotation, biological process: cell-matrix adhesion.